AUGAAAAAAGGACUGGACUAUGUGAAAUCGGCUCGUUUCUUUGUUUGUCCCAACGAAGGUUUUGUGAAACAGCUUCAAAUCUUCGAGCAACUUUCUUGGAGUGCUUGCUUGGAUACACUUAGCAAUUCUCAAAUUUACCGCUCUUGGUUACUUGAAAGUGGAAAUCACCCGACAACUGAAGAAGAGGCAAAAACAUCAUUAUUUAUUCAAACACUGAAGUCAGGUUCAAAAGAACUUGCUCGUUAUCGUUGUAUUGCUUGUCGAACGGAUCUUUUUUACGACUGCCACAUACAACAACAUAUGAAUAGAGCGGAAAAGGUUUGCAAUUGUUGGAUUGGU
Mesorhabditis belari is the source of this 339-nucleotide messenger RNA. The record is from the annotation of a GenBank genome assembly. Lineage: Eukaryota; Metazoa; Nematoda; Chromadorea; Rhabditida; Rhabditidae.